AUGUCUUCUAGAAGAUCAUCACGACUCAGUGCAAAUGCGACCGCGCUCAAGGAAGACCCCGUGAUGAAGAAUGGGACAGUGACAGCCCAGUCACAGCCUGUGGAGAAGGCAACCAAGAAACGGAAAGCUCCCACAAAAGAGAACAUCAUUCCCAAUAGUAGUGAUGCUGGACCAUCAACUCCGAAUAAAAAGAGAGCUACAAGGAUACUUCCUCCAGAAACUCCAACCCCCAAAGCAAUUGGUUUAAUGUCAAGUCCUUACAACGACCCCAACAUCGCCCCUCCAGCUGUGAACCGACUUGCAGUUCCCAAUGGGACAAAUGCACCACUGGUCUCCCCGGAGACUCGUCGUCUGAUAUUGACGAAACCUGUAGAUCAGGUUUCGCCUUCCAAGAAGUCUAAUAUCACAAGCACGACCAAGAGUUUACUUGAUGAUGCUGUGGCACAUUUGAUCAAGAUAGAACCCAAAUUAAAGCCCAUCAUCGAGAAACAUCCGUGUCGUGUAUUCUCUGAAGAAGGCCUGGCUGACGAGAUUGAUCCUUUCAACAGCUUGGUCAGUGGGAUUAUCUCACAGCAGGUCUCAGGAGCAGCUGCAAGAUCCAUCAAAGCAAAAUUCGUCGCACUCUUCAACACAGACCCGGACGCAUCCACCCACGCCUUCCCAACACCCUCCCUCGUAGUCACCAAACCCCUCGAGGUUCUCCGCACAGCCGGGCUCUCGCAACGCAAAGCAGAAUACGUCUUUGGGCUGGCCGAGAAAUUUCACUCCGGCGGACUGACCGCCGACAUGCUAUUCUCCGCUUCGUACGAAGAAGUACUUGCCGAGCUAAUCAAAGUCAGGGGGCUUGGGAAGUGGAGUGUAGAGAUGUUUGCUUGCUUUAGCUUGAAGAGGAUGGAUGUCUUUAGUACGGGGGAUCUGGGGGUGCAGAGGGGCAUGGCGGCGUUGGCUGGCAGGGAUGUAGGGAAGUUGAAGACGGGGAAGGGCGGGAAGUGGAAGUAUAUGGGCGAGAAGGAGAUGGAAGAGAUUGCGGAGAAGUUUAGGCCUUAUAGGAGCGUGUUCAUGUGGUAUAUGUGGAGAGUCGAAGAGGUUGAUAUCAGCACAUUUGACACCUAG
Lachnellula hyalina is the source of this 1113-nucleotide messenger RNA. It is a transcript of the gene MAG1, whose product is annotated as DNA-3-methyladenine glycosylase. Lineage: Eukaryota; Fungi; Ascomycota; Leotiomycetes; Helotiales; Lachnaceae. Gene Ontology annotation, cellular component: protein-DNA complex; nucleus. The record is from RefSeq and is a predicted model, not a curated record. Gene Ontology annotation, biological process: base-excision repair; base-excision repair, AP site formation; DNA alkylation repair. Gene Ontology annotation, molecular function: DNA-3-methyladenine glycosylase activity; alkylated DNA binding; DNA-7-methylguanine glycosylase activity. The transcript has 4 exons. The coding region runs from base 1 to 1113 and encodes 370 amino acids.